Molecule: messenger RNA, 2648 nt
Organism: Larimichthys crocea (large yellow croaker)
Lineage: Eukaryota; Metazoa; Chordata; Actinopteri; Sciaenidae
Gene: arhgap19
Product: Rho GTPase activating protein 19
Exons: 12
Coding region: 61-1635 (524 amino acids)
Biological process (GO): regulation of small GTPase mediated signal transduction; signal transduction
Cellular component (GO): cytoplasm
Molecular function (GO): GTPase activator activity
Source: RefSeq, a predicted model, not a curated record
ACCAAUGGCCGUCGAGGAGGGCGGGGCCUGCGGCAUAACAGCGGAGGAUUCAAACUGAACAUGGCUGCGGACAAAGAUGUCGAUGAAAACACACAGAAUAGAAGAGGUCCAGUGUGCAGCAUGGUGAUCAAUCAUGAGGAAUCACCGGGGGGCUCUCGUGCGGGCCGACCACCUGUCAUCUUCAACCCAGACUUUUUUGUGGAGAAGCUCCGCCAUGAGAACCCUGAUGUUUUCUUGGAGCUGGUGCUUAGUAACAUCACUCGCCUUAUUGAUCUUCCUGGGACAGAGUUUGCACAGCUCCUGGGUGAGGAGAGCCCCAAGACCCCAACUGGUGGAAAUGGAGGCUUCUUUCGCUCGUUCAACUUCCUCAAGCGCAAAGAUAAAGGUGUUGUAUUUGGAACCCCACUGACAGAGAGCUGCAUUGCCCAAAUCUACCAGCUCAUUGAGUACCUCACCAAAAAUCUGCAUGUGGAGGGUCUGUUUCGAGUGCCAGGAAACAGUGUUCGGCAGCAGACCUUGAAGGAGCUCCUCAACAGCGGGGCUGAUGUUGACCUGGAGUCUGGAGACUUUCACCCCAAUGAUGUGGCCACUUUGCUCAAGACCUUCCUGGGAGAGCUGCCCGAGCCCCUGCUCACACACCGACACUUCCACGCACACCUUAAGAUAGCUGAUAUGACUCUGUUCGACGAACACGGCAACAAGACUGCGAUACCCAACAAGGAGCGUCAAAUAGAGGCCCUACAGCUACUCUUCCUGCUGUUACCUCAGGCCAACCGCUCACUCCUCAAACUACUGCUGGACUUGCUCUAUUACACCGCCAAGCAGCAAGACAAGAACAAGAUGUCGGCCUUUAACCUGGCACUGAUGUUUGCCCCACAUGUUCUCUGGCCCAGACAUAUGACAGCUGGUGACUUAAAGGACAAUCUGAAGAAACUCAACAACAGCAUGGCCUUCCUGAUCAAACACUCACAGAAACUCUUCAGGGCUCCAGUCUACCUGCGGGAUUAUGCCAGAGUGCAUUUCACUGGGACUAAGGCUCUGCAGACUAAGGAUGACCUGGAGCUGCUGGCGGCGACCAGCUCUCCCGCUCAGCGGAAAGCGUUGCCCCUGAAGAGGACGGCUGUUCUGGGCCCCAGCUCUCAGGAGCAGUGCCAAUCACCAGCGCAACAAUACACAGAAGAGGCUCUGAAGGAGCUCUUCAGACACGUCCACCACAACAUGCCAGACUCCGCCAAGAAGAAGAAACUUGUCCGACAGUUAGUCAAACAGACGACCUCAAGGACGCCUACUAACGAGAACCAUCAGGCCCCCCCAGCUCCCAGCAAGAAACAUCCCCGUUCCCGCUCCUUUGGUGGUCUCAUCAAGCGCAAAGCUCGUGGUGAGCAGCUGACAGCAGAGAGGCGGGUGAGACACCUCUCCCCUGAUACUGUCACCAGAGCAGGAAGAAAACAUGGCAAAGAGAACGUUGUCCUGCAAGCAGUGAACAGCCCAUUAAAUGGUCCUAUGUUGGGGAAGGCUGGUCUGGUGGUGAAAAACCCAGACUUUACUUUCAGUAAGGACAAAGCUCUGAAGGUUUCAAAGCAGGACUCUCCCUCUGUGGCCAGGAUGUGUUUCUCUCCUGAGAUCUCGGUGUAAAACCUGACACCGUCUCCUCGUCUCGGACAGGACUUGGGCAGUAUUAAUAUUACUAUUCUUCCUGUUUGUCAUUGUGUUUUCAUCGUAGUAAGUCUAUUUUAACUGUGACUAAUAUAUAGCAGUUUUGGUCUUGGCCAGAACAGCCAAAUGAAAGCUGGGAACUUUUCUUUUCUUUUCUUUUCAUUGUUGGACAUUGAUCAAGACUGAGUGAGUGAAUUAACUCCUUCACUGUAGCUUUUUUCUUAGAUUACCUCAGUGUAAAGUUGCAUGAUUGGGCUCAAAUUAAUCUAUUUCCAAUUAAGCUAUUAUGACUUCAGUAUGAGGUAUCUGAUAACAAUUUUUUUUUUGUUUGUUUGUUUGUUUUUGCCUCCAGAAAUACUUUUAAACGUUCUGAGUGCUGAAUACUGCUGUGUUCCAGGCUGCAAAUCAUGUACAUGUCAGAUAUCACUGUUUCCCGACUGACCAGCAACUGAAAAGACAAUGGCUAAUAGCUGGAGUGACAUUGAGCCAUAUUUCAGAAUAAAACCGUAUAUUUGACCCUUCCCUACUCUGUCUCUGAUUAGUUAAACCUGAUUUAUUAACCCCACCCUUGUGUCCAAGUUGUGCACUGAUAUUCCCAAAUUAUUUGCACCUUUCCUAUCAUAUCAUCUAAUACGAUCAAAUAGUAAUAUUAUCUAGGAAUUGGUUGAAUGCUAACGUUACAUUUUUAAAGAUAGGUAAUGUGUUAUUAGAUAUACUAUACCUUUUUGCCUGAUAUCACUGUUGAUUUAUAUCACUGAUAUCACUGUUGAAUUUUCUUUUUGGUUGCUGAUCAAUCAGAAAGUAGUGGACUGAUAAUGAUUUGUCAGAUGCCUUACAUUCAUACAAAUACAUACAUUUAUGCAACCUGCAGCACAGCAGUACAUUAUUGUUUAAUAACUGCAUUUCCUACCCUCGGCAUGACAUCGAAGGACAAUGACCAGCAUGUAAAUAUGGUGAAUUGUGUAUCAAGAUCGACAAGUUCUUCUUUUUUC